AUGGCCAGCUCCUCUGACAGUGAAGAUGACAGUUUCAUGGCUGUGGACCAGGAGGAAACCGUGCUGGAAGGGACGAUGGAGCCAGAUGAGGAGCCCCGCGCGGCGCUGGAGGUUGAGGAGACUCGACACAACAGGUCCAUGUCUGAGCUGCCAGAAGAAGUUUUGGAGUAUAUCCUCUCCUUCCUCUCCCCAUACCAGGAGCACAAAACUGCGGCCCUUGUCUGCAAGCAGUGGUACCGGCUUAUUAAAGGUGUAGCCCACCAGUGCUACCAUGGUUUCAUGAAGGCCGUUCAGGAAGGGAACAUCCAGUGGGAGAGUCGGACAUACCCUUAUCCCGGGACCCCCAUCACCCAGCGGUUCUCACACAGUGCGUGCUAUUAUGAUGCUAAUCAGUCUAUGUAUGUGUUUGGAGGCUGUACCCAGAGCAGUUGCAAUGCUGCCUUCAAUGACCUCUGGAGACUUGACCUAAAUAGCAAAGAGUGGAUCCGACCUUUGGCUUCAGGGUCCUAUCCUUCCCCCAAAGCUGGAGCGACUCUGGUUGUAUACAAGGACCUGCUGGUGCUGUUUGGUGGCUGGACACGGCCAAGCCCUUACCCCCUGCACCAACCAGAGAGGUUCUUUGAUGAAAUACAUACUUAUUCACCCUCUAAAAACUGGUGGAACUGCAUUGUGACCACCCACGGCCCGCCUCCCAUGGCUGGGCACUCCUCUUGUGUGAUAGACGAUAAAAUGGUCGUCUUUGGCGGCUCCCUAGGAUCCCGGCAGAUGAGCAGCGAUGUCUGGGUCCUGGACCUGGAGCAGUGGGCGUGGUCCAAGCCCAGCAUCUCUGGGCCCGGCCCUCAUCCGCGAGGCGGCCAGUCUCAGAUCGUCAUAGAUGAUGCAACCAUUUUAAUCCUUGGAGGGUGUGGCGGUCCCAAUGCUCUGUUCAAGGAUGCUUGGUUGCUGCACAUGCACUCAGGCCCCUGGGCCUGGCAGCCGCUCAAGGUGGAGAAUGAAGACCACGGGGCCCCAGAACUCUGGUGCCAUCCAGCUUGCCGGGUCGGGCAGUGUGUGGUCGUCUUCAGCCAGGCGCCUAGUGGGCGAGCACCGCUUAGCCCCAGCUUGAACUCCCGCCCAUCCCCUAUCAGUGCCACCCCUCCAGCCCUGGUUCCCGAAACCCGAGAAUACCGCUCGCAGUCUCCCGUGAGGAGCAUGGAUGAAGCGCCCUGUGUUAAUGGCCGCUGGGGAACACUGAGGCCUAGAGCGCAAAGGCAGACCCCCUCAAGUUCCCGAGAAGGAAGCCUUUCCCCAGCCAGGGGUGAUGGCUCACCCAUCCUGAACGGGGGAACUGUGUCUCCAGGGUCGGCCGCUGUAAGUGGCUCUUCCUUGGACAGCCCCGUGCAGGCUGUGUCUCCAAGCACCCCGUCUACCACCGAAGGAUACGACCUGAAAAUGGGGCUGUCCCUGGCCCCUCGACGAGGAUCACUGCCUGAUCAGAAAGAUCUAAGGUUAGGAUCAAUAGAUCUGACUUGGGACCUGAAACCUGCUUCCAGUGGCAAUCACGUGGAUGGCAUGGACAGCAGGACAGCGGGGGGAGGCUUGCGACACCCUCCCGAGCAGACAAACGGUGUGCACACGCCGCCGCACUUGGCUAGCGCCCUCGCGGGAGCCGUCUCCCCAGGCACCCUGCGCCGCAGCCUGGAAGCUGUCAAAGCGAUGUCGUCCAAAGGCCCCCCCGCCUCCGUGGCACUGAGCCCUCCCCUGGGGUCUUCUCCGGGCUCCCCUGGGAGCCAGAACCUGGGCAGCGGAGAAGCAGUGCCUGUCCCCCGCCCGGGGCCCGCACAGGGGGACGGGCACGCCCUGCCCCCCAUCGCCCGCCGCCUGGGCCACCACCCCCCGCAGUCCCUGAAUGUGGGCAAGCCCUUGUACCAGAGCAUGAACUGCAAGCCCAUGCAGAUGUACGUGCUGGACAUCAAGGACACCAAGGAGAAGGGGCGCGUCAAGUGGAAAGUAUUUAACAGCAGCUCUGUGGUUGGACCUCCCGAAACCAGCCUGCAUACAGUGGUACAAGGCAGGGGUGAACUCAUCAUAUUUGGAGGACUCAUGGACAAGAAACAGAAUGUGAAGUACUAUCCAAAAACAAACGCCUUGUACUUUGUGCGAGCAAAGAGAUAA
Messenger RNA from Rangifer tarandus platyrhynchus (Svalbard reindeer), 2154 nucleotides. The record is from the annotation of a GenBank genome assembly. Lineage: Eukaryota; Metazoa; Chordata; Mammalia; Artiodactyla; Cervidae.